Molecule: messenger RNA, 2488 nt
Organism: Bemisia tabaci
Lineage: Eukaryota; Metazoa; Arthropoda; Insecta; Hemiptera; Aleyrodidae
Product: putative peptidyl-prolyl cis-trans isomerase dodo
Cellular component (GO): nucleus; cytosol
Molecular function (GO): protein binding; peptidyl-prolyl cis-trans isomerase activity
Source: RefSeq, a predicted model, not a curated record
UUUAUGUCAAGUCAAGUCAAGUCAAGUCAACCAAACGUGGGAUGAACACGAAUUUUGUAUUGCACUGCUUUACCUCAAAUAAUUACGUAUAAUUCAGGUAUUUUGCGGUUACCUUGAGUACUUCAAUCGUUUUUCGUGCCAGCUUUUCAAAAUUUGUACUCAUAAAUAAUUUUCAAUUCUUAUCAUGGCAGACGAACAGUUACCCUCCGGUUGGGAGAAGCGAUUAAGCCGAUCUACUGGUCAAACAUAUUAUCUGAAUCUGCACACCAAAGAAAGUCAGUGGGAUAGACCUGACAAACCAGCUGAACCGAAGUCAGGUGCAGUAUCUGGAGGUGGUCCAGGGCCAGAUAAAGUGCAGUGCAGCCAUUUACUAGUCAAGCAUGAGCACUCCCGGAGACCUUCGUCAUGGCGAGAAGAAAAUAUCACUCGCUCUAAAGAAGAGGCCCUAGAAUCAAUAAAAUCAUAUAGAGAGAAAAUCGUAAGUGGGCAAGCAUCCUUUGCAGAAUUAGCGCAGAAAUACUCAGACUGUAGCUCAGCCAAGCGAGGUGGUGAUCUUGGGCCAUUUGGCCAUGGAGCAAUGCAAAGACCAUUUGAAGAAGCUGCUUUUGCUCUUAAGGUUGGUGAACUGAGCGAGCCUGUUUUUACUGAUUCUGGUGUUCAUAUCAUACUGCGCACUGCCUAGUGGAAAGAACUCAUCUCUACCUGAUAAUCUCAGCAAAACAUUUUCCCCACUGCAUUUUAUUCGGCCAAAAUAAACAAAUGAUUGAAGGGUGAUCCUCAAGCUUCUAUCCUCAUCCAACAAAGAAUCAUUUUUUAAUUUUAAUAAUGUCAGGUAAGCAAUACUGAUCCAAAAAAUCAUGUGUCGCACGAAAAAAAUUGUCACCUUGUUUUAAGUCAAUUUUGAUACAGCCUCUCUGCCUUUCAAGGCAUAGCUGCGUCAUAAACAGUGCUAUUUUCAAGUUUGGAGAGAACAUUCUCUCUUUUGAAAGAAAAUCAUUCAAUUGCACUUCUACCAUUUUAGCUAUUAGUAAAUAUUUUCCAAUUCUUAAGCUUUUUUAUCCUUUUUGGGUUUCUAGGUUUUCUUGUAAUUUUUAAUCAGCAUUUAUUGAGUUGGUAAUGAAAUCCCUCUCAAGCUUCCCACAGUUAUUUUUUUCUACUUUUUUCUGGGAAAAAAAAUGAAAGUUCUGAUAACAAUCGAAGAUUCGUGGGGGUUUUCAGCUUUGGCGUGGAAAAUUGACCCAGAGAAAUCAACAUGUUUUGUUACUUCUAUCUAUAUGAUUGCAAUGUAAUUCAAUGCUAGAAAGUAUUAUAAAAAAUGUUUCAGGAAGCAGUUUGAAAAUUAUCUUAGAAGAUGUUGAAAUUUGUUCGGAAAGAUCAUACAUGAACCGGGAGUAUCAGUUGUGAGGACUUUCAAAUUUCUGUGUUUCUGGUACAUGCCCCCUUUCAUUCUUCCUUGACAUAUGACUCAAAGAACAAAGCAAUGUUAGAAAUUUUAAGUAACCUUCAUCUGCUCUUCUUCCCAUAAGGACCAAGGCAAUUUUGUUAGAAACUUAGGUAACCUCCAUCUGCUUUCCGUUUUAAGGCCACAACCUCUGUCCCUUAGAAUGAGAUUUCACUAAGCAUACAUCCCUUCGUAUUCAAUGACCCUCAGUAAUUUUGUACUUUAACUCAUUCCAGCCAUCGUCCCUGAUUCUCGUGGAACCAGUCACUCUUUAAAUCUUGUUUAGACCUUUUGUAUAGAGCUCAGAGUGAAUCUUCAGCAGAAGUAAGCAAAUAUCAAGAUAUAAAACACAUUUUAAUCAAAUACUGGUUUCGUAAAACGGAUUGAUCAUGCCCAGAGACAUAUAUUUCAUCUAUUUCUUUCUCAAGAAUCCAUAUGGGAAACCCUAAAAGAAAGCUGAAAAUGUGUGCUUACAAAUGUUAACAUUUUGAUGUAACCAAUCAAAUGUUAUAUUUUGCAUUUGCAUCCAUUCAGCUUUAUUUUGGGUUUUACAAAAUAGAUUGUCCAGGUAAAUCGGCUGAAAUGUGCAACUAGUGUAGUCAAUCUGUUUUUUGCCCAAAAUUCGAAGCGAAAUCCAUAUUUCAGCAAUACUUGUUUGAUGUUUUGUCUACUUCCACUGUAGAUUCACCUUAAACCAUUUUGAUUCUAAUAUCUCUUAAUGAGAGCAAAUCCUAUCUUUAUAUUCAAAAUUGUUUUGUUUUGUUGUGUCCCUCUCAUUCAGUAUCUCAUUUGUUAUUAUUCAAAGUUUAUGGCAUAAUCAAGCCCAGACUAAGUCGAUUCAAACAUUCAGCUUUACUACAGCAUGAUAUACCUACUUAUGCAUGAGAAUUAAACAAAUCAUCUUUCAAGAGCUUUCAUGUCUUAAUACAAUGUGUUAUUUUAGUAUCAUCAGUUAGCAUAGAGGCUUUGCUCCAAUGUCCUUGUCUUAGAAUCAAUAUUUGUUUUCAUAAGUUCAAUAAACAUUCAAUUGUUAAGAUUUCAACCGUA